CACACCCUCGUAUUCUUCUGUUUUCCAGAUACACGCUCGGUGGGCUACCUGAAUUGUCAGAGGGUGACCUACCCCUGCAAGAAUUGCGGAAAGGUCUACAGCUACUACUCCAGUCUGGCGAGGCAUCUGAAGCACGAGUGCGGCGUGGAACCCAAGUUCCACUGUCCCUUGUGUCCUUACAGGACGAAGCAUAAAUCGAGCCUGAACACCCAUCUGAAUGGCAGGCACAUGAAACUGCUGAACGAAUACUACGCCGAGCCCAUGCGGCGUAUGUCCAAUGGCAACAAGAUCUCCUCGCUGGACACCGGCAAUUAGAUCGAAACCGUCGAAAUCGCGCGCAUCUCGACGAGAUAUUUCGUGCGCGCGCACGUAUAUAUGUGUAAUGUUUUUGUACUGGGUGAUUCGGAAUCCGCGUGUCCUCUUCUUUUUCUUUCUUUCAUGCACUACUCGCGAUUUUGUAAAAUGCGUAUCGGUUUGAUUCUGCGAUUGCAGUAUUAAGAAAGUAUAAUGUUAUGUAUAUUUGGAAGUUGUAAGAGUAUAUAUUUAAUAGUAUA
Dinoponera quadriceps is the source of this 554-nucleotide messenger RNA. Its product is annotated as longitudinals lacking protein, isoforms A/B/D/L-like. NCBI's taxonomy places the organism in Eukaryota, Metazoa, Arthropoda, Insecta, Hymenoptera, Formicidae. The record is from RefSeq and is a predicted model, not a curated record. The transcript has a single exon. The annotation marks the transcript as partial.